AUGGGUUCGACUGCUGCAUUCGAUAAACAUGCCAAAACCUCCAAUCUUCGAGCUAAUACAAUCGAUCUCGGUUACUCUACAUUGACUAUCGAUGGAACAGUAAUUGCUUUGAUCGACUGUCCUGGACAUGCGUCAUUAAUCAGGUCAGUGCUUGCAGCGUCAUCAGUUUUUGAUAUGGCAAUUGUUGUGAUAGAUAGCAGCAAAGGAAUUGAACAACAAACCGCUGAACAUCUCCUCCUUGUAUCGCUUUUCUGUCCAGACCAUGUUAUUCUUGUCAUUAACAAGAUUGAUUUAGUAGACAAGAAAACAGUGGAGCAAAUGACGAGGCGCUGCAGAAAGGUAGCAUCUAGCUUGAAGAUAAACUCAAAUUUACAAGUUGUACCAAUAUCGUUAAUGGAGUAUAAAGAGGAAGGGGUUAUGGCAUUAAUGAAUGCUUUGCAUUUGGCUCUAUACGCACCUCAACGAGUUUCUUCUGGUCAUUUCAUGAUGUUUAUUGAUCAUUGCUUUUCUAUUAAAGGCAAAGGCACAGUAAUGACAGGCACUGUUGUCGAUGGAAUAUGCAAAGUUGGAAUGGACGUAGAAAUAGCAGCUUUACAGGAAAAGCGUAAAAUCAAAAGUAUGCAACGUUGGAAAGAAGAUGUGUGUAGUGCAGGAGUGGGAGAUCGAGCAGCUCUAUUAUUCCACAAUGUUUCUGGCAAAGAUAUCAAUCGGACGAUUAUAUAUGAACCAGGAACACUGCACCGUGUGCAAUUCUUGUUGGUCAGUGUAAAUCGGGUAGUCCAUUUCCAAGGAAUUCUUCGUCAGGGCUCCAAAUUACAUGUUUCAACUGGUUUCGAUACUGUCAUUGGACAGUGUCAGUUCUUAGCCUCAGCACUUCCCGAAGAACAGGAUCAUUAUGAAGUGGUACAGGAACUGGAUGAAACUGUAAAGUUUGCAAUACUCAGCUUGGAACAAUUUGUAUACACAAAAGAGGGUAGCUUUUUUAUUACAUCCAGAUUAGAUUACCAAGGUAAAGGUUGUCGGUUUGUCUUCUAUGGCACAUUUUUGAAAUUGCUUAAUAACGAAAGACAGAUAUGUCGAUUUCGGCGGAAGAAAAAAGUUGGAAAAGUUGAACGAAUCGAAAAUGAACGAAGCAUAAUUUGCAAUUCUCUGUUCAAGAAAGAAACGAACGUUGAUACAUACUGUAAAAUGAACGUUUAUCUUUCUACUGGUGAGGUAGGUCGUUUAGAAUCUGCAUUCGGGAAAAGUGGAAAAGUUCGGAUAUCAUUUCUAGAGGACUUGCCAGAGAGUACGAUGACUGCCUAUAAAAAUGGAUUGGAAAUACAAGUGGUACUAUAUUUCAAAAAAUUUUUAAAUGACGGAAAAAUCAAAAUAGAUCGCAUGUUGAAAAUUUCACUCCGUUUCACAUUAAUUCGACGAGUUGCAACUUUGUCAUUUUACAAAAGCAGCCAUUCACUAAGUUCAACUUCAAAUGGGCGAUCUCAUAAAUUAGUGAAUAUAAAUAUACGUGCCGAAGCAACAAAUAAAGGAAAACCAUACGUAAAAAUCAUUAGCGGAACGGCAGGAAAUCCGACCAAUAAUGAGGAUGCUAACUUUUCGAAAAAGGGAUAUAUCGAGAUUUGGAGGAAGCCAAGAAGAAGAGAACAAACGCACACUACAAAAACACUAUGGGAUAUGCGGGAAGAUAUUGAUAAGUUAGCGAAGACAUUGCACAGAUUAAAGACGAAUGAAAAAGGUCAGCCACAAAAGUCACCGGAAGUAGCUGUUAGUAAGCAGAAAUAUGAAGAAGAAGAGCUUAGGUUGAGUACAUACGUAGAUAGUUCCGUCGAGCGCCUUUCAUUUGUUGUACGCACUCCUGAUCGGCGAGUUCUUAUUAAGAAAUUUACUGGAAUUACUAUUUCCAGAACUAUUCUGGAAAUGUUGCGGGAUCGGAAAGUGCGUAUCAACGAAGUCGUCACUUAUGAUUUUGCAAUUGUUUGCAAACCAAUGGAUACAUUGGAUAUUUGGAAAGGAGAAUUUGAGGAGAAUCCGGCAUUUGCCCGAGUAGACCGCUUUCAGAUCCUUCAUAUUUUAUGUUCUUCCUGUUAUCAACAUUUUACCGUGCACGCCAUAGCUCUUAGGGAUAUUUUGAUCGAAAAUUGGUUUCCGUGGGAAAUUCCAAAAGUCGAAAAUCACUAG
Messenger RNA from Loa loa (African eye worm), 2178 nucleotides. RefSeq lists its product as hypothetical. The coding region runs from base 1 to 2178 and encodes 725 amino acids. NCBI's taxonomy places the organism in Eukaryota, Metazoa, Nematoda, Chromadorea, Rhabditida, Onchocercidae. The transcript has 7 exons. Gene Ontology annotation, biological process: selenocysteine incorporation. Gene Ontology annotation, molecular function: translation elongation factor activity; GTP binding; GTPase activity. The record is from RefSeq and is a predicted model, not a curated record.